Messenger RNA from Lathyrus oleraceus (garden pea), 930 nucleotides. RefSeq lists its product as uncharacterized. The transcript has a single exon. The coding region runs from base 1 to 930 and encodes 309 amino acids. NCBI's taxonomy places the organism in Eukaryota, Viridiplantae, Streptophyta, Magnoliopsida, Fabales, Fabaceae. The record is from RefSeq and is a predicted model, not a curated record.
AUGGAUGUAAAAAAUGCUUUCUUAAACGGGUACUUGAAUGAAGAAGUCUAUGUAGAACAACCCAAGGGGUUCAUAGAUCCAAACUUCCCAGAUCAUGUUUACAAAUUAAGGAAAGCUCUUUGUGGACUAAAGCAAUCUCAUAGGGCUUGGUAUGAGAGACUCGCUGACUACCUUGUUAAUAAUGGAUACAGGAAAGAAGGAACAGACAAAACUAUGUUUGUUAAAGAAGAGCAUGGUAAACUCAUGAUAGCUCAAAUAUAUGUUGAUGACGUUGUAUUUGGAGGGAUGUCAAACCAGAUUGUACAAUAUUUUGUCAAGCAGAUGGAAUCUGAGUUUGAAAUGAGUCUUGUUGGUGAACUGAUAUACUUUCUUGGGCUACAAGUCAGACAUAUGGAUGACAUUAUCUUCAUCUCCCAAAGCAAGUACGCCAAGAACAUAGUGAAAAAGUUUGGCAUGGAAAAUGCUAGCCAUAAAAGGACAUAUGCACCAACUCAUUUAAAACUAACCAAAGAUGAAAAAGGUAAAAAUUUGGAUCAAAGUCUGUACAGGAGUAUGAUUGGUAGUCUGCUUUAUCUCACAGCUAGCAGACCUGACAUUACAUUUGGUGUAGGAGUUUGUGCUAGAUAUCAAUUUGAACCCAAAAUGAGUCACAUUACUCAAGUGAAAAGGAUUCUGAAGUAUAUCAAUGGAACCAGUGAAUAUGGAAUGUUGUAUUCUCACAAUGCAAAGUCCUUACUAACAGCAUAUUGUGAUGUAGAUUGGGCAGGCAGUGCUGAUGAUAGAAAAAGCACUUAUGGAGGAUGUUUCUUUUUGGGAAAUAAUCUAAUAUCUUGGUUCAGUCAGAAGCAAAAUAGUGUGUCAUUAUCUACAAUUGAGGUUGAAUAUAUUGUUGCAGGAAGUAGUUGCUCUCAAUUGAUUUGGAUGAAAUAA